Messenger RNA from Momordica charantia (bitter melon), 1240 nucleotides. Lineage: Eukaryota; Viridiplantae; Streptophyta; Magnoliopsida; Cucurbitales; Cucurbitaceae. The record is from RefSeq and is a predicted model, not a curated record.
UUUUCAGGACAAAUCGGAUAUGCCCUUGUGCCUAUGAUUGCCAGAGGAGUGUUGCUAGGACCUGACCAACCUGUAAUCUUGCACAUGCUUGAUAUCCCACCGGCUGCCGAGUCAUUGAAUGGCGUAAAGAUGGAGUUGGUUGAUGCUGCUUUCCCACUUCUUAAAGGUGUUGUUGCUACAACUGAUGUGGUUGAGGCAUGCACUGGUGUCAAUAUUGCUAUUAUGGUUGGUGGAUUCCCAAGAAAAGAGGGUAUGGAAAGAAAAGACGUGAUGUCUAAAAAUGUCUCAAUUUACAAGGCUCAGGCUUCUGCCCUUGAAAAGCACGCUGCCGCCAACUGUAAGGUCUUGGUUGUUGCUAACCCGGCAAAUACUAAUGCGUUGAUCUUGAAGGAAUUUGCUCCCUCCAUCCCCGAGAAGAAUAUUUCUUGCUUGACUAGAUUGGACCACAACAGGGCAUUAGGCCAAAUUUCAGAGAGAUUGAAUGUUCAAGUAUCUGAUGUUAAGAAUGUUAUUAUCUGGGGUAACCAUUCAUCUACACAAUACCCUGAUGUUAACCAUGCUACUGUCAAGUUACCAUCUGGUGAGGAGAAACCUGUCCGUGAGCUUGUUGCCGAUGAUGCAUGGUUGAAUGGAGAGUUUAUUAGCACUGUUCAACAACGUGGUGCUGCAAUCAUCAAAGCCCGGAAGCUCUCAAGUGCGUUGUCUGCUGCUAGUGCAGCUUGCGAUCACAUUCGUGAUUGGGUUCUUGGAACUCCGGAGGGCACCUGGGUUUCCAUGGGAGUUUACUCUGAUGGAUCUUACAAUGUCCCGGCUGGACUGAUCUAUUCGUUCCCCGUCACCUGUCGUAACGGUGAAUGGUCAAUUGUGCAAGGACUUUCUGUUGAUGAAUUCUCAAGGAAGAAACUGGACUUGACUGCAGAGGAGCUCAGCGAGGAAAAGGCUUUGGCUUACUCGUGCCUCUCCUAAACAGCUUUCCCUUCUUCUUCCUCUUCACGUUCGUAGUAAGGUGGCUCUUAAUUUACGUACUUUUUGAUGAGUGGCUACAGUUUUGAAUAAUGCCAUUGUUAAGAGCUUGAGCUUAUAUAGGAAGCAGUGGAAACAGGACAAUAUUUCUGCUGCCUCUGGUUUAUGUAUUUCCCUCUGUUUUUCCAUUUUGUUGAGGAUUUUAAUUUCCUUACAAGCUUCUUCAACCGGCAAUGAAACCCCCAUCAUCAACUGCCUGUUUGUGUGAUGAGUCUUA